Messenger RNA from Colletotrichum tamarilloi, 345 nucleotides. RefSeq lists its product as uncharacterized. The transcript is spliced from 2 exons. The coding region runs from base 1 to 345 and encodes 114 amino acids. NCBI's taxonomy places the organism in Eukaryota, Fungi, Ascomycota, Sordariomycetes, Glomerellales, Glomerellaceae. The record is from RefSeq and is a predicted model, not a curated record.
AUGGGCUAUACCCACUGCUACGACGUCAAAGACUGGAACAGCCCACAAUGGCGCAAAGUGUGGCCCCGGUUUAUCGAAGAUGCGCUGUUAAUCAUGGAAGCGUCUGAUGUUCUCCUUGUUGGACCUUUGCCCCAUCGAGCCUCUGAGGCUAUUUCGGCACCUGUCGCUACUGUCAAAAGGGGCAUCAUCUUCAAUGGGUUAGGCGACGCAGGCCAUGAGCCAUUUUACUUCUGUGAGGAUGCGGACAAUUCGGUGGCGACGGACCGGAAACCAUACGACUUGACGAUUUCUUGCAUCUUACUUCGAGCCUUCUCCCUUUGCCCUAAAAAUAUCAAGAUCCAGUAA